UCCAUCUCGCAGUAGCACUUUAGCUAAAACGGACGGCGGGAAGUUCUUGGUACCGAUUUAUCCACAAAUCAAGGAAAACGAAGCGGACAAUAUUGUAAACAAUUGAUAAUUCACUAUCUGUAAUUGAUGGCUUUGUAAACGGAAAUACGCUAAAAAAUAAGACUGAGCUUCGCGGUGCGGAAUUCAGCUAGCAUCAUCAUGGCUAACGUCGGAAACCAGUUACCAACACAGGCCAUUGCCAAGCCUGGGAAACAUGGAAACGUACUGCCCCUGUGGGGCAACGAAAAGACUAUGAACCUUAACCCAAUGAUUCUUACUAAUGUACUGUCGUCGCCGUAUUUCAAAGUUCAGCUCUACGAACUAAAGACAUACCAUGAAGUUGUGGACGAAAUUUAUUUCAAGGUGACUCACAUUGAGCCCUGGGAAAAAGGAAGCAGAAAGACUGCAGGUCAGACAGGAAUGUGCGGAGGGGUGCGUGGCGUUGGGACCGGGGGGAUUGUUUCUACUGCUUUCUGUCUUCUUUACAAACUGUUUACGCUCAAGCUGACACGCAAACAGCUGAUGGGUCUGAUCACUCACACGGACUCUCCCUAYAUCAGAGCUCUUGGAUUCAUGUAUAUAAGAUAUACUCAGCCUCCAGCAGAUUUAUUAGAGUGGUAUGAUGGCUUCAUGGAUGAUGAGGAGGAGCUGGACGUAAAAGCAGGAGGUGGCUGUGURAUGACCAUCGGAGAGAUGCUUCGUUCCUUCCUGACCAAACUGGAAUGGUUCUCCACUUUGUUUCCCCGAAUCCCAGUGCCUGUACAGAAGCAGAUUGAUCAGCAAAUGAAGGCAAGACCCCGUAAGGUGGCUCAGAAAGAGCCUGAGGAAGAGACGGAUUACUCAGAGGCAGGGAAACAAGGGGAACGGCGCCACUCCAGAACCCCAAGACGAUCCCCGAGUCCCAGAAGGUCACCCAAACGGUCAAGAAGCAGGAGCCACCACCACGAGAGAGAACGCCGCGGCCCGAGCUUCGACCGUGAACUGGAGCGAGAGCGUGACCGCCAGAAGAAGGAGAAGGAUAGGGAGGGGAGGGACCGAGACAGGGACAGGGGGGACAGAGGGGACAGGGACAGGCGGAGAUCCCGCAGCGCAGACAGGAACCAAGAGCGGCGAGAGCGCAAACGAAGUUGCAGCGGCAGCAGGGAGCGCAGGAGCGAACGCAGGGAGAAAGAAAGAGACGGAGGGGAGGACAGGAGCAGGAGGAAGGAGCGGGAUCACCACAAGGAUAAGGACAGGGGGACAGAGAAGGACAGGUCCAGGGAGAGGAAGAACAGGGGAGAAGCCGACGAGCGGAGGCACAAAGACGACAGGGACAGACACAGGGAGGACAGGAAGUCCAAGCGGUCCAGCCGAAGCCGCAGCAGGGACAGGCGGCACAAAAGUGGCGGAGACGAGAAGAGCAGGAAGCGAGAGCGCAGCCACAGCAGAGAGAGGGACCGAGAGCGGGACGGAGAGCAGAGACAUCACAAACGCAGCGGCAGCAAAGAGAGGAACCGUCACCAGCGAGAGGCCAGUAAUGAACAUAGUAAGCAUAGCGACCGCAGGAGGAGUCAGAGCACUGAGUAAACUACUCGCAGCAAUAUUCUGUUUUUCUUCCUUUUCUCUACUCGUCUGACCCGCUGUGUGUUGGAGAGGAGGAACGUCCACACGCAGACUUAGCAUCAGAAGCCGUCUUUUGGCCAACGUAAUGUUGCUUUCUACUUGUUUUUUUUAGUGUUUCUUCCCAGUUAGAACAUCGUUAGACCUCAUUUGAAACCUGUAAAGUGACAAAUGGCAUUUUAUUUUAUGAUUUUUUUUUGUUUGUUUUGCCCCCAAAAAGAUAUGGGUUUGUACAGAAUGUGCAGCGUCUGUUCACACACCGUUAUGCAACAGAAUUGAACUUGAAGGCUCAGCUUCAUACCGUCAGCAUUUUCUGGAUUUAAUUUGUAAUGGGUUGUAAAUUUUCCACCUGCACAAAAUAGCUUACUUCUAAGACUGGACAGAAGUGGAUUUGUCAUCGGUUUAAAUUCAGACUGAAGCGUGAAAAUGAUGCAGCUGAGCCAAUGCUGAACAGUUCUGUCCGUGAUUGUUUGUAGACAGUCUGAGAAUGUUUUAAUCCCCUGAAGGGCAGACUCCAAAGGUUUAUUUUUACCACACACACCCAGCCCCCCUGCUUGUGUUGUGUUUGAGUUAUUGCUCUGUUGCAUUUUGUUUUCUAAUAAAACACUUUUACAAAAAAA
Messenger RNA from Austrofundulus limnaeus, 2258 nucleotides. It is a transcript of the gene prpf38b, whose product is annotated as pre-mRNA processing factor 38B. The transcript has 6 exons. Bases 199 to 1605 code for a protein of 468 amino acids. Lineage: Eukaryota; Metazoa; Chordata; Actinopteri; Cyprinodontiformes; Rivulidae. The record is from RefSeq and is a predicted model, not a curated record.